AUGUACCUUCGAGACAACAGUCAAUACUGUCCCAUUGUUUUCAUAUUGUAUUUCUUUUUCCCCUUACAAAAGCUUCAUAGUUUGUCUAGUUUUUUCUCUUCUUCUAUUAUUGUAUCCGCGGCAUGUCCGCGGAAAAAAAAUGGUGGUUCUUUUUUUUUUAUCUGGACUACCUUUCCGUCAAAUUUUUCAAAGCUUCACCUUUGUGAAGACAUUUUUCUUUUGACUUUACUGGUGGAGGACCCAUCCCACCGCUGUCACCCCUCUCGUAGUAUGUCCGAAGAAAAAAUAUACAUCUCUUACAACAACGUCCACAAGCUCUGCCAAAAGGCAGCGUCUCAAAUUCUCGAAACCGUUGGUAAACCGGAUGUUAUCGUUGCAAUCGGUGGUGGUGGGUUCAUUCCAUCAAGAAUUAUCCGUACUUUCUUAAGACAGACUGGUGAAAAAAAUAUUCCAAUCCAGGCUAUAGGUCUAUCGCUCUAUGAGGAUCUCGGAUUGGGUGCAGACACUAUCGGUAAAGAAGUCAUUCGUACCCAGUGGUUGGAUUUCGGUUCUUUGGCACAACAAUUCGAUUCUUUGAUUGGCAAAAAUAUCCUUAUUGUCGAUGAAGUUGAUGACACUAGAACUACUUUACAUUAUGCCCUAACUGAGCUAUACAAUGAUGUGAAGGAAAAUGCAGACAAAUUGGGCAAAACCAUGGAAGGAACAAAGUUCUCCAUCUUUGUGGUCAACAACAAGUUGAAGGAAAAGAGAGCAGAUCUGAACGAGUCCUUAAUGAAUGGUGGUAUCUAUCUAGCGGGUGAAGAUGUCCCAGAUAAAUGGAUUGCUUAUCCUUGGGAAUCCGAUGACAUAGAUACCCAUACUGCUAACGCAAUCGCUCAGGGUAACAACUAA
Messenger RNA from Pichia kudriavzevii, 891 nucleotides. RefSeq lists its product as uncharacterized. Lineage: Eukaryota; Fungi; Ascomycota; Pichiomycetes; Pichiales; Pichiaceae. Gene Ontology annotation, cellular component: cytoplasm. The transcript has a single exon. Gene Ontology annotation, biological process: IMP salvage; hypoxanthine metabolic process; GMP salvage. The record is from RefSeq and is a predicted model, not a curated record. The coding region runs from base 1 to 891 and encodes 296 amino acids. Gene Ontology annotation, molecular function: hypoxanthine phosphoribosyltransferase activity.